Molecule: messenger RNA, 2437 nt
Organism: Oryzias melastigma (Indian medaka)
Lineage: Eukaryota; Metazoa; Chordata; Actinopteri; Beloniformes; Adrianichthyidae
Gene: ccdc15
Product: coiled-coil domain containing 15
Exons: 10
Coding region: 231-1439 (402 amino acids)
Cellular component (GO): centrosome
Source: RefSeq, a predicted model, not a curated record
AGAGGGGGCAGUCACGAGCUGAGUUCUGCUCACACUCCUAAAAAGUGAGCGAAACUUAAACCGGUUGAAGCCAUUGACUGGCUGAAGCAGCUUUCUCGUUUUUGUUUGGACCUCCUGGAGUUUGUUUUCGGGUUUUAACUUGAAUUUUCUUGGUUGAGACUAAAUUACUUUAAUUUGUAAACUCUAAGGGGGAUUGUGGCUCUGCAGUUAGUGCCCAUUCAGAGCUACCAAUGAGUGCUAAACUGGUUAGAGCUCCAGCAAACCGACGCAGCAGAGCUCCAGUCGGGCAGACCGCGGUGAACCGAGGCUCCACAUCUAGCAGGGUUCUGGCUCAGAGAAACCCUCCAGUGGUUGCUGUAGGAGCCUGGGUUGAAGGGGGACAGGAUUUCCCGGAACACCCGUCGGCUCUUGCUUUGCUGACUGAGGAGCUUCAGGCAGAGAAGAGAAGGAUAAAUGAAGAAAGCCUCAGACGAUUUCAAGACGAAGUGCGCCGCCGUCUGGCAAAACGAGCACAGGUCUGCAAGAAGGGACAACAGUUUCAUCCAAAUGCAGAGGUGACACCUGAAAGAUCAGCUCAUUAUCAUCAGAUCAGGGCUCAGCAUGGGUCUACCAGUGAGGAGCAGAGGCUCUCUGAAGGGCCGAAUGAAGCCACGAGGAAGGUCAGACUCAGACUUGCUGCCUGUCGGCUCAUCCAGGAGGAGGAAACGGCGUCAAAACUUCCUGGAGGCAGAUGGAAGAUCUCUCCAGGCAGACAUGAAGUUGAAUCCCCUAUGAGGAGAACAGAAGAGGAUGUUCUCAGUCAACAUGAAUGUCCUCUUGUUCAGCAGAAGAUAAGUGGACAUGGUCGGUCAGAUCAGGCUAAAUCAAAUCCCGAUCCUGGUUUUAAACCCGCAGUCUCUCAGGUUCUCUGGCCUCUGACUGAACAACAGGAAUUAAAAAAGCAGCAACAGUUUCAGUUCCUGAUGCACCGACGUCUGGCCAUGAGCACCGAACGAGAACAAGUGAAGGAAAACCGACAGCACAGGAAACACCUGCAGAGGACAGCCAGGAUCAAAGCAGAGAAGGAGCAGAUUCGCCUGGAAGAAGAGAGAAGGUUGGAGGAAGCCCAGCAGCUGGCAGAGGCCAGACACGAGCUGGAGGAGCGAGAGCUUUUGAUUCUAGAGAGACUGAAGCUGGAAGAGGAGAGAGCCGCUCUACUGCAGAGCAGAAAACAAGAAGAAAAAAAGAGAGAAGGUGGAAGGUUUGUGGAAGCUCUGAGGGCUCAGAUGAAGGAACGUCUGUCUCAAUUAAAGCUGGAGCCUCCACCUCUGUGCUGCUGUGCAUCCUCUUUCUGGGACUCUCACCCCGACACUUGUGCCAACAACUGUGUCUUCCACAACAACCCCAAAGCGUACGCCCGGGCUCUACACUCAACAAUGAUGAGUUUAGAAUUCCGCUGAAGGAACCUGAAAGGCUGAAUAGAGGUCAGGCUGUCUGCUUAAGACCAAAACAGCAAUUUUGGAAAUACGGUGUAAGUUAUCCCAGUUCUACUUCUGCCCAGUACACACCAAGAAAUAUUCAAUGGACAGCGUUAAAAAAUGCUUUAUUACUUUUAUGUUUCUUAAGAAUUUUUUUCACAUAUUGAGACAUUUUAAAAAGCAGUGUCUACAGGAAUAAAAAUUAGCUUUUUCUAUGUUCAGAUUUCUUUUAGUUUUACACAGAUUGUAGCACUUUUUCAUAAGUGAGAAUGACCUUAUUCGUGCAAAUGCUCUGAUAUCUGCAGGAAACUCUUGGUUUUUUUUUGCCAACCUUGUUAAACGGGAUGUAUUUGUGCUGAUAAGCAAAACUACAUCUGCAAAGCAUCAGCUUUCAGACCUGCUGAUAUAAGCUCUAAUAAUCCCCAUGCAGCCUCACGAACAAGCAUGACAGUCUGACCUUUUUCUUUUAUUUUGAAAUGUUUCAACCGUGUUUGUGCUGUAAUUACAGCUAUCCUUUUGAAAUUUGCUGCUUGUUUGAAUGAUUUUCAUGCAUCUAUUCUCAGGUAGACCUGGUUUAGUUUGUGGUCUUUUACUCAGGAUUGUUUUUUAAAUGUAAAUGUUAUGGAUCAAUGGAAAUAAUAUAUAUUUAAAUACUAAAAAUAUGCUAUUAAUAAAAAGGAAAGUGUGUAAGCUGCCCAAACUUUCUUUAAAAAGCACUUGUGAUUCUUAAAGUAAUAACUUGCUACAUUGCAAUGAAUUUGUAGGAUUUUAUCAAGUUGACAAAAAUUACUCUUCACCAUAAACUGUAACUUCUCAGUUAUAAGUCACAGGGUUACUAUCACUGUCGUGAAAUAAAAAUGUAAUAUCUAAUGCUUGAUUUUCUUGUGCAUCUAGUUUGUCUUUAAACCAUUUUCACUGUUUUUACAUUUUGACCAUUAGGCGUUUUUUCUGAAUGCAACCAAUAAAACUUCUACAGACAA